CAGUAUGUUGCUGAAGUCAAGCAAGCAAGCGGUUGUGCUCGCUGUGCUCAAUAUAUUUUUAGACUUGCUUUCAGGUUGAUGUAAAAGGCUGACAACUUGUUGAGACAUCAAGGCGUGAACUUGAAAGCGUCUUUGGUAUUAAAAGGGUGAGAGGGACCUUAUGGCAGAAAACCACACAAUCUAGGCCCGUUUACAUGAUCUACCAUGGCCAAAGUGCUCUGCAGCCUCCUGCUUCUGGGAAGUGCAGUGAUGACGGCCAUCGCCUGCCCUAAAUACUGCGUCUGUCAGAACCUGUCCGAGUCUCUAGGCACAUUGUGCCCUUCUAAAGGCCUCCUCUUCGUUCCCGUGGACAUUGACCGACGGACUGUGGAGCUGCGGCUAGGGGGAAACUAUAUCAUCAGGAUCACACAACAGGAUUUUGUCAACAUGACAAGCCUGGUGGACCUGACACUGUCAAGGAACACCAUCAGCUCCAUCCAGCCAUUCUCUUUUGUGGAUCUAGAGACUCUCCGUUCGCUCCAUCUGGACAGCAACCGCUUGACCGAGCUCGGCCCAGAUGCCCUGCGGGGCUUGGUCAACCUACAGCAUCUCAUCCUGAACAACAACCAAUUGAACCGCAUCUCUGAAGAAGGCUUCGAUGACCUUCUGCUAACGCUGGAGGACCUGGACCUUUCCUACAACAACCUGCGGACCGUGCCCUGGGAGGCCAUCCGCAAGAUGCUCAGCUUGCACCAGCUCAGCCUCGACCACAACCUCAUCAGUUACAUUGCUGAGGGUACUUUCACGGACCUUGACAAGUUGGCUAGGCUUGAUCUCACCUCGAACCGGCUCCAGAAGCUUCCACCAGAUCCCAUAUUUGCUCGUUCUCAGACCAAUGCAGUUCUAAGUACGCCAUUUGCUCCUGUGCUUUCUCUCAGCUUCGGUGGAAACCCCCUUCACUGCAACUGCGAGGUGCUGUGGCUGCGGCGGCUUGAGCGUGAGGAUGACAUGGAGACUUGCGCUUCACCUCCCAGUCUGAAAGGACGGUACUUCUGGUAUGUACGUGAGGAGGAGUUUGUCUGUGAGCCGCCUUUGAUUACUCAGCACACCCACAAGCUUCUUGUGCUUGAGGGCCAGACAGCUAGCCUACGUUGCAAGGCAGUGGGUGACCCCAUGCCCUACAUACACUGGGUGGCCCCUGAUGACCGUCUCAUCAGUAACUCAUCAAGAGCCACCGUCUAUGAGAAUGGCACCCUUGACAUCAUGGUCACCACAGCCAAGGAUUACGGCACUUUCACUUGCAUUGCUGCCAAUGCUGCAGGAGAAUCCACAGCCUCCAUUGAGCUUUCCAUCAUACAGCUGCCUCAUCUGAGCAACGGGACAAACCGUACCUCGCAGCCCAAAUCCAGGCUGUCCGACAUCACCAGCUCCACCAAGACCAGCAAAGGGGAGACCAAAGCCCAGCCGGAACAGGUGGUGAGUGUGUCAGAGGUCACUUCAGUCUCUGCCCUGGUCAAGUGGACAGUGAGCAAAGCAACCCCCAAGGUGAAAAUGUACCAGCUCCAGUACAACUGCUCCGAUGAUGAGGUCUUGAUUUACAGGAUGAUCCCUGUGACCAGUAAAGCCUUCGUGGUCAAUAAUUUGAUGCCGGGGAUGCAGUAUGACCUGUGCGUGCUGGCCAUCUGGGACGACACGGCUACCACGCUGACGGCCACCAACAUAGUGGGCUGUGUGCAGUUCGUUACCCGCGAUGAUUAUCCUCGUUGUCAGUCGCUUCACAGUCAGUUCCUUGGGGGCACUAUGAUAUUGGUCAUUGGCGGCGUGAUUGUGGCCACUCUUCUGGUCUUCAUCGUCAUCCUCAUGGUGCGUUACAAAGUCAGCAGUGGUUCACAGGUAGCCAAAUUGGUGACGGUGAGCAACACUUACUCGCAGACCAAUGGCGGAAUGCAGGCAGCACCCCCGGCCCCUAAAGCUGUUGUCGUGAUGCGGGACGAGGUGGUGGAGUUUAAAUGCGGCUCCUUGCAAAGCAGCAUCUCCUCCUCUUCCUCAGCAGACUCCAUUGGUUGUGAGAAGGUGCAGCGUUAUGAUCUGCGUGGUGAGUCCAGCACUCUGCCCAACAGAUGGAGGCAAGCUCCUGCCAAAACGCGACCCAACCUGGACCACCUGCUGGGAGCCUUCGCGUCUCUGGAUUUGAAGGCUCCAGCCAGGGAUCCAGGUGGUCCUUCCUGCUCAGGAGCCAUGGCAGCAGCCAUGGGACCCCCUUCUGACAAAGAGCCGCUGCUGGGCCGUGGGGACUCCAAGCUUGGAAGGUUGCUCAUGCUGCCAUUGGAGAGUAAGCCCAAGCGCAGUCAUUCCUUCGACAUGGGUGACUUUGGUGCUUCACAGUGCCUUAGCUACCCUCGACGCAUCAGCAACAUCUGGACUAAACGGAGCCUCUCCGUGAACGGCAUGCUGCUGCAGUGUGACGAGAGUGAGGGGGAAGGGGAUAAAGGAACGUUCAGCAGCAGCUCGGAGUGGGUCAUGGAGAGUACAGUCUGAUAAACCAUAAGCCUCAUCUUGUCUUGUCUAUCAGAAAAGGCCAGAAAGUGGACACCAGCCAUAUCUGGUUAAGAGCAAAUGGACUAUUGACUUUCCACAGCAAGAAGGACCCUUAAGACCACCCUGAAAGGAUAACUGAAAGGAUCAAGGUGUGUAAGACUGUGUACUGCAUGAAUCCCCCAUGUUAAUGAUAUUGUCCUUCUGUCCAUUUGAUCACACUACAGACUUCAGGUUGACAUUCUGUGCGUGAGUGUGGCAAACAGCCAAGGCAAGGGCUGGCCCUCAUCACUGAAGCCUGAAUGGGACACUGCUCACUGACUGCCUUUAACAAUACGAGGGCAGGUGUCGAUGGAUGCCCGAUCUUGAAUGAUGUGGGAGAAUCUCAGAGAAGCGAGAGGAAAUAAAAGAGAGAGGCUUUCUCAGGCUGUGCACUGCACGUUGCCAAGAGGAUUUAUCCCUGCUAAGUGGAUGUGCAUCACAAUAGGACUGGAUGCACGCAUCAGAUGGGAACACAUUUUUACCAAGAGGAGGAAUAAAAAAAAAUGCAAAUGAAUAAAGUACAGUAUUUUUUAUUUUCUUUUUGUAUCAUUUCUAUCUUUCAUUAUCUGCAGUGUCAACCCACCAAACAUUUCCCUUUUUUCAUGGAAGGAAAGCAAAUGGGUGUGCAAAACAACAUCCCACCAUAACAGCCUGUCCAGUCCAACAGUAAAACGGGCUCAUUUACGUUAGUAGGAUUGGAGAGUAAAAAUCUUUAGAAUAGAGAUGUCCUUUUAAAAUAAGAUACAGUGCUGUGCAAAAGUCAGAGACCACCCUUCGUUUAAAUUAUUUCCAGUCAAAACAGCAUAUUCAUUUUUCAGUAUCAGAAAAAAAAAAUUGAAAAUAUAGGUUUAAUGUAAAAUUAGACAAAAGCUUCAAAAACUAAACAUGACAUCAGAUUUUUCAGUAUUUAGCGUUUCCACAAUUGACCUUUAUUAUAGCUUCUAU
This is a messenger RNA of Colossoma macropomum (tambaqui), 3501 nucleotides long. Its product is annotated as leucine-rich repeat and fibronectin type-III domain-containing protein 2. NCBI's taxonomy places the organism in Eukaryota, Metazoa, Chordata, Actinopteri, Characiformes, Serrasalmidae. The transcript has 4 exons. The coding region runs from base 205 to 2517 and encodes 770 amino acids. The record is from RefSeq and is a predicted model, not a curated record. Gene Ontology annotation, cellular component: postsynaptic density membrane; cell surface. Gene Ontology annotation, molecular function: protein binding.